AUGAACUCGUACGUCCGACUCUUUUGUGGUGAUCAGACCGCGCUCACCUGGAUCGGAUGGAAACGUCGCCGCGACAAGCAGAUAUUUCUUGGCAGCAUUCUCGCUGCUGCUGCCAUGUACGCCGGGGUGUAUUACUACGAGGAGAAGGAGCGCAACCGUCGGCAUACCUCCAUCGAGAAGGACAUUGAGCGUGAGCGGUGGCGGGCGCAGGAGUUGGGCCUUGGCGAGCCGACUGACGACGGCUUUGCGAAGAGGCACAUCGAGAGAUUGCACAAGAAUGACUGA
This is a messenger RNA of Trypanosoma grayi, 285 nucleotides long. RefSeq lists its product as hypothetical. The record is from RefSeq and is a predicted model, not a curated record. Gene Ontology annotation, cellular component: mitochondrion. Gene Ontology annotation, biological process: mitochondrial respiratory chain complex IV assembly. The transcript has a single exon. The coding region runs from base 1 to 285 and encodes 94 amino acids. Lineage: Eukaryota; Euglenozoa; Kinetoplastea; Trypanosomatida; Trypanosomatidae.